AUGUCUGCAAGCCUGGCAGUCUGUAAGCCUCAAGUCCCCAUGCCUCCAAACCUCCAAGCCACAAGUCUCCCAGGCCUCCAAGUCCCCAUGCCUGCAAACUUCGAGGCCUCCAAAUUCCCAUGCCUCCAGGUCCCAAGUCUCCAAGCCUCCAGCCUUGCAGGUCUCCAAGCUUCCAAGUCUCCUUUUUGCCUCCAAAUUUCGAAGCCUCCAAGUCCCCAUGCCUCCAAGCCUCAGAGCCUCCAUGUCUCCAUACCUCCUCCAAGCCUCCAAUGUCCCCAUGCUUCCAAGCCUCCAUGUUCGCAUGCCUCCAAACCUCAAAGCCUCCAUGGCUCCAAGCCUCCAAGCCUCCAUGUCCCCAUGCUUGAAGCCUCCAUGUACCCCAUGCCUCCACGUCUCCAAGCCUCCAAGUCUCCAAGCCUCCAAGUCCCCUUGCCUCCAAGUCUCCAUGACCUCCAUGCCUCCACGUCUCCAUGCCUUCAAGCCUCCAAGCCUCCAAGCAAGUUUCCAAGCCUCCAAGUCUCCAGCUUCCAUGUCCUCAUGCCUCCAGCUCCAAGUCCCCAUGUCUCCAUUCCUCCACAUGGUCCAUUUCUCCAUUUCUCCAUGUCCCCAUGCCCCAAGCCCCCAAGCCUCCAAGCCUCCAAGCCUCAAGCUUCCAUGUCCCCAUGUAUACAUGCCUCCAAAUCUCCAAGCCUCCAAGUCCCCAUGCCUCCAAGCCUCCAUGUCCCCUUGCCUCCAAGUCUCCAAGUCUCCAAGGCCUCCAUGUCCCCCAAUGCCUCCAAGCCUCCAUGUCUGCAAGCCUGGCAGUCCUGCAAGCCUCCAAGUCCCCAUGCCUCCAAGCACCCAUGCCUCAAAAUACCCAUGCCCUCCAAGCAUCCAGGUCCCCAUGGCUCCAAGCCUUGUCCCGAUGCCUCCAAACCUCCAUGUCCCAAGCCUCCACGUCCCCAUGCCUCCAAGCCCCCAAGUCCCCUAUUCCUCCAAGGCCUCCAAGCCUCCCCAAAUCCCCAUGCCUCCAAGUCUCCAUGCCUCCAAGCCUUCAAAUCCCAUGCCUCCAAGGUCCCCAUGCCCCCCAAGCCUCCACGCCUCCAUAUCCACAUGCCUCCAAGUCUCCAUGUCCCCAAGCCUCUAGGGUCUCCAUGCUUUCAAGCCUCUCCUAAGCAUCCAAGCAACCAAGUUUCCAAGCCUCCAGGCCUCCAGGCCUCCGGCCUCCACGCCUCCCCACGCCUCCACGCCUCCACGCCUCCAAGUCUCCAGGUCUCCGAGCCUCCCAAGUCUCCGGCCUCCAUGUCCCGUGCCUCCUGGCCUCCAGGUAUCCAUGCCUCCCCAGCCUCCAUGUCACCAGGCCUGGCCGGUCUCCAAGCCUCCAUGUCCCCAAACCUCCAGGCCUCCAUGUCCUCAUGCCUCCCGUCUCCAAGUCCCCAUGACUACAUACCUCCAUAUCCCCAUGUCCCGUGCCCCAAACCUCCAAGCCUCCGGUCCAUGCCUCCAUGUCCCCAUGCCUCCAAGCACCCAUGCCUCAAAAUACCCAUGCCUCCAAGCCUCCAGGUCCCCAUGCCUCCAAGUCUCCAAGUCAUGGUGCUCCAAAUCCAUGGCUCCAAACCUCCAAGCCUCGUCCCGAUGCCUCCAAGCCUCCUCCAUGUCCCUCAAGCAUCCACGUCCCCCAUGCCUCCGGCCUUCGUCCAUGCCUCCAAGUCCCCAUGCCCUCCACGCCUCCAUGUCACAUGCCUCCAGGGGUCUCCAUGUCCCCAUGCCUCCGGGGUCUCCAUGCUUUCGCCUCCUAAGCAUCCAAGCUUGGCCAAGUUUCCAAGCCUCCGCCUCCGCCUCCACGCCUCCAAGGUCUCCAGGGGUCUCCAGGCCUCCAGGUCUCCGGCCUCCAUGUCCCGGUGCCUCCGGGCCUCCUGGCCUCAAUGUCCCCAUGUCUCCAUGCCUCCAGGCGGCGUCCGGCCACUAUGUCUCCGGCCUCCAGGUCACCAUGGCUCCAGGCCUCCAGGACUCCAUGUCCCUAUGCCUCUGGCUUCUAAGCCUCCAAGGAUCUCAUGCCCCCAUGUCUCCAUGCUCCAAGGGCUCCAUGCCUUCAAGCCUCCAAGCCUCCAAGCAACCCAGGUUCCAGGCCUCCGUGGCCUCCGUGGCCUCAAAGCCUCAUGUGUCCAUGCCUCCUAG
This is a messenger RNA of Haliotis rubra (blacklip abalone), 2157 nucleotides long. Its product is annotated as proline-rich protein 36-like. The record is from RefSeq and is a predicted model, not a curated record. Lineage: Eukaryota; Metazoa; Mollusca; Gastropoda; Lepetellida; Haliotidae. The transcript has a single exon. The coding region runs from base 1 to 2157 and encodes 718 amino acids.